Yarrowia lipolytica CLIB122 is the source of this 1806-nucleotide messenger RNA. RefSeq lists its product as uncharacterized. NCBI's taxonomy places the organism in Eukaryota, Fungi, Ascomycota, Dipodascomycetes, Dipodascales. Gene Ontology annotation, cellular component: Ino80 complex. The record is from RefSeq and is a predicted model, not a curated record.
AUGGCGCAUAUUGUGCAUGCAGUGUCCCAAAUACUCCACUUUUAUACAUCACCAAGUCCGGUUCUUAAACUUAACCACCCAUUCAACCACUCUCCACAUCUACACAACGCCAUGUCCGACUCGAUGAAGUACGACCCGGUGCACGAGUCGCCGGAGACGCCGAAGAAGGAGGGGUCGCCUGGAUCGGCCAAAAAACGACAGUACCAGCCGCGAUUGACCAACCCCAAGAUUCUGCAUCUCAAGAAGAAGGACGGAGAGCCGCUGUGGCGAGUCGACAUCCAGUUUGAUUUUCUCAGCUGCAUCUUCCGCAACGAAAUGCGCGUCUUCAGCAACAGAUACAACAUGGAGGAUCACAACGAAUCGACGCCCAGACGAGGGGGAUACACAUUUGCCGAUUGCUACAUCAAAGCCAUGGCCAAGUCACCCAAAUGCUCACGUGUGCUGCAUGACAAGCUCAUGGGUGACAGAGAAGCCGGUCUCAAUAUGGCCAUGGUGUGUCUGCUCGUCAACAUUGGACGAAUGAACACCACUCUGAACUUCUUCCCCGAGAUGAGAGCCCAGCUGCGAACCUAUCAUCCCAUCCCCUCUCUGCAGAACUCCAACUCCAAAAACGAGUACAAACAGCUGCAGGACGCACCUCGGUUGAAAUCUAUUCUCAAGGGUGCCUGUGAGGGCAAGUCUGAACCCGACACCAUCAACGCCAUGAUCUCCAACGGAGAAGUGCCCCACUGCAACGCCAUAAACCUUGUGUCGCUGUUGUCGUCCAACUCGGCCUUUGUGAACGCCCGUUUCUUCUACGAUCAAUUUGAAUUUUGCGACCUGAUCAUGGACGCCAAUCUUUCGUCUGCUUCUCGAGCUCAGGCCUUUUUGUGGCUUGCCUGGGCCUUUUUGGAAACCAACCUCGAGGAAGAAGAGCUCCUGCAGAACCCCUUUGGUUCGUCGACACAGAUCCCAGAGCUCGUGGAACUGCUGCCUCAUGAAGCAGAGCUCGAGAAUGUGGACACUGAAGAGGAGAAGGAGUUUGCACAGCAGAUGCGAGCAGUGCGGGAGGAGUACAUCGAGUCUGUCUCCCAAUCGCCUACCACUGUUGUUGUUGGAGGGCAUGGGGGAGGCACCAAAAUCAAGCCCGUGGCUUCGACUGGACGACCGAAGAAGGAGGAAGAAACGCCCGUCAAGAAAGGCAAGACUUCUACUUCGUCUACAGCUCUUCCUGCACCCAUCCAGAAGAUCCCCCUGGCCCCUCUCGACUCAGCCCCUUCUCAGUCGUUUGCAGAAAUGUAUCUUAAGGGCAUCGAGUUUGAAAAUGCUCGUCUUCCAAAGGUGAAGCGAAACAAGGCUUCUCGUCUACGCGAAGACCACGCCACUGCAGUUGCCGUUCUUGCCUGUCUGCAGCUUCCUAAGGCUGUCGCUGCCAUUGAGCGGCUUUUGGAAAACACAUCCGAGGGUCUAGCAGGCAGUCAUUGCGUCAUUAAGCCUUCUUCCAUCAAGACGCUCGAGCAGCGACACAAAAAGUGUGUGGGCGAAGUGCGACACAUCUUUAAGGUGCGCAAGGAGCGGGCUCGAAAGAAGCGACGGAAGGCUAUUCUUCCCGAAAUUCCUUCAGAUGAGGAUGUGUUUGAUUCUGACGACGAUAUGAAGGGCGGAAUAUGUGGCGGGGAAGCUGUUCGUGGGACUACGACGAUUACCAAGGAUGGCUUUGCGUACUCUACACACGGGUCUCUACAGUGGAAUUCUGGAUUGCCUGCCGACUACGGCGAGAAGUUUGAGACUCGAGGCAAGGCUUUCCGGGCAGCCAGCUUGUGGUGA